CUCUCCUCCCCUGCAGCCGCGAUGACAACAACGAUCGUCCACUUCCUGGUGAACGGGAGGCCGGAGCGCGCCGAGUUCAGAGACGACUGCUCCGCCGCAGAGGUCAAAGCGUUGUUCCGGGCGGCGGCCGAGGCGUCUCCUCGUCACGUCUUGAAGAUGUUCGCCUCUGACGGACGCCGGAUGAACAUUUCGCCCAAAAUGCAGGCCAACGACCCGGAGAGCGUGUACCGCCUGGAGCUGGUGGCUGCGGAUCAGAGCCGUGUGGGGAUGUCACAGGAGCUGGACUCCAUGGAGGACAGGCUGCAGCAUCUGGAGAGCAGAGUGAUGGAGGAGGCGGGGGGGGAGCUCCUCUGUGAUCUGAAGAAGCAGGUGGAGUCCUUCAAGGAGAAGCUGGAGAGUGUGGAGCACCUGAGCUGGAUGGGCCUCUUUAAGGAGCACGGACACCAGGAGCUCUCCCAGAAACCCAAAAGCCUGGAGCUGAGCGAGCUCGAGGAGCGGCUGCAGGUGCGCAGGAAGUACCUGAACAUGAGCUCGCUGCAGGUGACAGAAGAAGUGCGUGAGCAUCUGAAAACUCCCAUCUUUGACAACUGGCAGUGGGAGAAGGCUGAGAUGCUGAUGCUCCUGCAGGUGAUGUUCACAGACCUUGACUUCCUGUCUGCGUUCCACAUCAAGCUGGACGUCCUGCAGAACUUCCUGUUUGAGGUCUCCUGCCACUACAACAACAUCCCCUUCCACAACUUCAGGCACUGCUUCUGCGUCACUCAGAUGAUGUAUGGGCUCAUCUGGCUGACUGACCUGCGGAGUAAAUUCACGAGGAUCGACCUGCUCAUCAUGCUGACCUCUGCGCUUUGUCACGACCUCGACCACCCCGGAUACAACAACGUCUUCCAGAUUAACGCUCAGACAGACUUGGCUCUGCUCUACAACGACAUUUCCCCGCUGGAAAACCACCACUGUGCCGUCGCCUUCAGCAUCAUGGCCAAGCCAGAGUGCAACAUCCUGCAGAACCUGAGCAACGAGAACUACAAACUCAUCCGAGGAGGCAUGAUCAGAUGUAUUCUGGCCACCGACAUGGUGAGACACAACGACAUCCUGACUCAGUUCAGAAGUCUGCAGCCGGAGUUCGACUUCACCAACAAGGAGCACAAAGAAGUGCUGAUGAAGAUCAUGAUGAAGGUGAGCGACAUUUCCAACGAAGCCAGGCCAAUGUCGGUGGCCGAGCCCUGGCUGGACUGUUUACUGCAGGAGUUCUUCAACCAGAGCGACACAGAGAAACUGAAGGGUCUCCCGGUGAGUCCGUUCAUGGACAGAGAGAAAGUUUCCAAACCGUCGUCUCAGACCAGCUUCAUCGGCUUCGUGCUGCUGCCGCUGUUCUCCGAGCUCACCAAGCUCUUCCCCUGCCUGCAGCAACAUAUCGUGGAGCCGGUGCAACAGGCGCUGAAAUAUUACUCUGACCUGGAGAGAGCCGGCAGAGAGGAGACGAGCAGAGAGGAGACGAGCAGAGAGUGAGGAAGAGGAGGAGACGAGCAGAGAGUGAGGAAGAGGAGGAAUAAGUAAAUUAUUUCAGUGUGUUAAUAUUAGUGGUCCCAGGAGGUCAGCUGACAGACCCUCAUGUUUUAGAAAACCCUCUCUAAGGGAAGUUUGUAGUUUUAUUUAAUGCGUGUGAUUUGAGCAGAAACUUCUCCCACUAAAGAAGACUUGGUUUGUUUCUCACGGACUCAUCGAAGGGUAGAAACAUGAAAUCAUAGGUAUUGAAGAUAUUGUAUUUCAACAGUAUUUCUUUGGACUAUUAAAGUGUUAAAUUCACAAGAAACUAAUCUCACAAAACUGAAUUUAAAAUCACAAUUUAGUCAAAGAAUGGCGUCGCUUAACUUAUCAUGUAUAGUUAGUUUAAGCUACCAGAAGCCCUCGUGCAUGUGAUGAUGAUUUAACGACAUGAUGAGUGGUUUUAAUGAAAGGACCGAGUGCUUGUUGAACAGAUCAAAUGCAUUCCUGUAAACAUUGUAAACAUUGAAAUAAAGACGCAGCCCACGAUGA
Molecule: messenger RNA, 2037 nt
Organism: Trematomus bernacchii (emerald rockcod)
Lineage: Eukaryota; Metazoa; Chordata; Actinopteri; Perciformes; Nototheniidae
Product: high affinity cGMP-specific 3',5'-cyclic phosphodiesterase 9A-like
Exons: 14
Coding region: 22-1509 (495 amino acids)
Biological process (GO): cGMP catabolic process
Molecular function (GO): 3',5'-cyclic-GMP phosphodiesterase activity
Source: RefSeq, a predicted model, not a curated record